AUGGCGACUUCCUGCCCCCUGGAGCUGAGGGGCCUCGGGAUGGGCCCCGGGGGCUGCUCAGUACCGCGGACAGCUCCCACCGCCGGCCUGGACAACGCCUCCUACCAGGCGCCGGAGGAAGAGGAAACCUGGUUCCGGAGCGGCGAGGAGGCGGGGAGCGGCCCCGGGAGAGGCGCCGCCCGGGCCAGGGCGCAGCGGGGAGACCUCUCGCCCAGGUCGGAGGAUGGGCCCCUGCCAGAGCCUGCUGGCCACUCUGUGGACUAUGGGUUCAUUUCGGCCUUGAUCUUCCUCGUGAGUGGGAUCGUGCUGGUGGUGAUCGCCUACACCAUCCCCCGGGAGCCCCGGGUGGACCCCGCCGCAGUGACGGCCCGGGAGAUGGAGAGGCUGGAGAUGUACUACGCGCGCCUGGGCUCCCACUUGGACAAGUGUAUCAUCGCAGGGCUGGGGCUGCUGACCUUGGGGGGCAUGCUGCUCUCCGUGCUGCUGCUGGUCUCCAUAUACAAAGGGGAGCUGUACCGGAGACGGACCUUCCCGGGCUCCCGGGGGCCAAGGAAAACCUACGGAUCUAUAAAUCUGAGAUUGAGACAACUCAAUGGCGAUGGGGGACAAGCCUUGGUAGAGAAUGAAGUCAUCCAGGUGACAGAGUCUACAGCAAUCAGCCAGGGGUCUUAG
Emys orbicularis (European pond turtle) is the source of this 672-nucleotide messenger RNA. RefSeq names its product transmembrane protein 74B (gene TMEM74B). The coding region runs from base 1 to 672 and encodes 223 amino acids. NCBI's taxonomy places the organism in Eukaryota, Metazoa, Chordata, Testudines, Emydidae. The transcript has a single exon. The record is from RefSeq and is a predicted model, not a curated record.